Messenger RNA from Vicia faba (fava bean), 1434 nucleotides. The record is from the annotation of a GenBank genome assembly. Lineage: Eukaryota; Viridiplantae; Streptophyta; Magnoliopsida; Fabales; Fabaceae.
AUGUUUCUGACUUUACCAUCACCACUAACACAAAUUUCCAACAUCAAAAUGUCAGACAAGAAUCAAAUGAAGAACAAAACCCAAAGGAGUAACGUUAAUGGGGUCAGCAAAAAGACACAAACUUUGGUGAAAACGGAAGACAUAGAAGAUGCAGUGUCCUUCUUCUCCAAAGAUGAAACCCACAAACUGAGAGCGGUUCUAUUGGAUUGGUACGAUCACAACCAUAGGGUUCUUCCUUGGAGAACCAUCUCCAAUCAUAGCAAUGUUAAAGAGGAAGAAGAAGAAGUGGAAAAGAGAGCUUAUGGUGUUUGGGUUUCUGAGAUUAUGUUACAGCAAACAAGGGUUCAGACUGUUAUAGCUUAUUAUAACCGUUGGAUGCUUAAGUGGCCCACCAUUCAUCAUCUAGCAAAUGCUUCUCUUGAGGAAGUGAAUGAGAUUUGGGCUGGUCUUGGUUACUAUCGGAGAGCUCGUUUUCUUUUAGAGGGCGCAAAGAAAAUAGUUGCAGAAGGAGGCAGUAUUCCUAAAACGGCUUCUUUGUUAAGAAAGAUUCCUGGAAUUGGAGACUAUACAUCUGGAGCAAUUGCCUCUAUAGCAUUCAAAGAGGCGGUACCUGUGGUUGAUGGAAAUGUGAUAAGGGUCAUUGCCAGACUAAGGGCUGUUUCUGAAAAUCCGAAAGACUCGGCAAUCAUUAAGAGAUUUUGGGAAAUAGCAGCUCAGUUGGUCGAUCCUCUUCGUCCGGGAGACUUCAAUCAGGCUCUCAUGGAACUUGGUGCAACUGUAUGCACCCCUUUGAACCCAAGCUGUUCCUCGUGUCCAGCAUCCGAAUUUUGUCAUGCACUAUCAAUCGCUAAACGUGACAGUACAGCAGCGGUUACAGAUUAUCCGAUUAAGGGUGUGAAGGUUAAACAAAGAUCCGAUUUUUCAGCUGUAUGUGUUGUUGAAUUACUUGGAGAUGAAAAACAAUCUAGCAGCAAAUUUGUUCUCGUAAAACGGCCCGAUGAAGGAUUGCUUGCCGGUCUAUGGGAGUUUCCGUCUGUCCUAGUAGCCAGAGAAACGGCUCCAUUAGCUAGAAGAAAAGCAACAGACUGCUUCUUGAAAAAAGAUCUCAAAAUUGACAUAAAGAAGACUGGUAAUAUUAUUUUGAGGGAAGAUGUCGGAGAAUUUGUUCACAUUUUUAGUCACAUUCGCCUCAAGUUGUAUGUCGAAUUGCUAGUGUUACAAUUGAAAGGGAAAGUAGAUGAUUUGAUCAAAAGCGAGGACGACGAAACUAUAACUUGGAAAUGCGUUGACAGCAAUGCCCUCUCAAGCAUGGGACUCACAACCAGUGUAAGAAAGGUGUACAACAUGGUUCAAAAAUUUAAGCAGAAAAAGCUUCUUUCUAAGGAUGCGCCGCCGCCAACCAGAAAGAGAAAUAGAACAACCAAGAAAAACUAG